GGUAACACGCGUCAGGGUCAGAAUGCUUUUCUUAUCAGCCCUUUAUCGAAGGCUAGUCAACAGAUGACUUACUCUAGCUUGUUGUUUUUUAUGUGUAAUCUAUUUCAUUAAAACCCAAAUCAUUUUGCCUUUUGGUUCAUGGCUCGAGUCAUAUUGAUUGAUAAGGCUCCGUUUUGAGAACUGGUUUGUCGACAUGCUGAGCCGAGUUUCUAUUUCAAGCCACGGAUUAAAGAAGUUGUUUUGCUGGUCAUCUCAAAUCGUAAAGCUUACACCAGUUUUUAGUUUUUACUUCACUUCAAAUAUCGAAGUCAAGAGCUUUUGGUUCGGCAUAUAUGUAUAUAUGAAGCGACGAAAUAUAACAAACAUACAGAGGGUGAAAAAUUAAAUAGCUUUCUAUAGCCUUAGUGUAACUACAAUUUUACAUGCCUUCCUGUGCACCAUGUGUUAAAUGUACACUACCAAACAUCUACGAUACAACUUCGGAGUGGUUCACAUAUAUCAUCGCUCCCUGGAGGGAUGAAGAAUUCUGCAGCCAGUUUCAAGGUCGACAGGACCUCAUUGCCUAUGCCCAACAACACGGAAUCGAGGUGAGCGCCAAGCCAGCCACUCCCUGGAGCACUGAUGCCAACAUCCUGCACAUCAGCUACGAGUCCGGAAUACUGGAAGAUCCCAAUACAUUGGCUCCGGAAAAUCUCUAUGAGAUGACAGUCGAUCCCCUGACCAAGGCUCCACGGGAGCCGGUUCGCUUGGUUAUUCAAUUCGAUAGGGGACUGCCCACCAGUGUGGAGGAUUUGGCCAGCAGUCGAGUCUACACGAAACCCCUGGAGAUGCUAGAUUUCCUCAAUAAGCUGGGCGGAUCUUAUGGCAUUGGACGGAUUGACAUCGUAGAAAAUCGCUUUGUGGGACUGAAAUCCCGAGGGGUGUACGAGACGCCCGGGGGCACCAUCCUUUUUGCUGCUCACCAGGACCUUGAAGUGUUUUCUUUGGACCGCGAAGUACUCCGCACCAAGCAGGUUCUGCGGGAUCGCAUGGCCGACUACGUGUACAAUGGCUUCUGGUUCAGUCCGGAGGCAAUGUAUGCCCGUAAAUGCAUCGAGUUGGCCGAGCAGCGCGUCUCCGGAAAGGUCACCGUGGAACUGGCCCCUGGAUAUUGCCGUGCAGUCGCCCGAAAGGCGGCCAAGGAUGUGGGAGCUCUUUACAACGAAGAGCUCGUAUCGAUGGACGUCCAUGGCGGCUAUGUGCCGCAGGAUGCGGGUGGAUUUAUCGCCAUCAAUGCGGUCCGAAUCAGGGAACAUGUACGAGCGUUCGGUGCCUACGAAGUGCCAAAGCAGAAAAACUAAACAAAUGAAAGAAUAAAUUGAAGUUACAUAUUUUAUUGGA
Molecule: messenger RNA, 1380 nt
Organism: Drosophila teissieri
Lineage: Eukaryota; Metazoa; Arthropoda; Insecta; Diptera; Drosophilidae
Gene: Ass
Product: argininosuccinate synthase
Exons: 2
Coding region: 423-1340 (305 amino acids)
Biological process (GO): L-arginine biosynthetic process; urea cycle
Cellular component (GO): cytoplasm
Molecular function (GO): argininosuccinate synthase activity; ATP binding
Source: RefSeq, a predicted model, not a curated record